UCAGACUCCGAGCUGAAGAAGAGCGCUUCCUCUGCCGCGAGGGAGGCGACAGCAGAGCGCGGACAAGGCUGGCGCGCCGUUUCGACUUCUAGGCGUUGGAUAAUCUUAACUGUACAACAUUUAAAAUACAACGCUCUGGAUACCUCCAUGUCUAAUUUGUUGCUUACAAAUGACUUACACUAAAGAUGUUCGUGUUGCACAAACUUGGCCAGCGGAAGUUCAUGUUUUAGGAAGUCAGAAAGGAUUCAGCAACUAAGUUAUUCAACACAAUAUCGAGUUGUAAUAUAACGUCUUCACCAGCGAAUAGGAGGAAAGGUUGAGAUGGAUACGCACGUUAAAGAAGGGCAACUUUAUGUUCAACACCAAAAAUUCGGCAAGAAAUGGAAGAAGAAUUGGUUUGUGCUCUACCCGGCCAGCCAGAAUGGCAUCGCCCGUCUGGAGUUCUACGACUGUGGCGGCAGUGGGAGCGAGAAGCCCACCAACACCAAGAAGCUGGACAAGAAGAUCAUCCGCCUGUCCGAGUGCAUCAGCAUCCUGCCCGCCGUCACCGAGAGCUGUCCCAAGGAGAACAUGGCCGCCUUCUGUGUGGAGACCAACGACAAGACACACGUCUUUGCCGCCGAGAAGCACGUCACCACCGACUGGGUGGAGAAGAUGUGUGAGAUCGCUUUUCAGGGAGGAAGUGGGUCCCUCAUAAGUUCCGACUCCAAUGGACAAGAGCUUCAAAUGGCUGAGAACCUGAUCUACUACUCAAGAGAAGAAGUGAACGAGUUCUGGGUGACGGUGCAGCGGACGGAGGCCUCGGAGCGCUGCAGUCUGAUGGGAAGCUACUGGCUGAAGGCUGACGGUGAGAGCCUGAUCCUCAAAGACCCCAAGAGCAAGAGGAGCCUGCUGGUGUGGCCCUAUAAGCUGCUGCGCCGCUAUGGAAGAGACCGGGUGAUGUUUUCCUUCGAGGCGGGUCGGCGCUGCGAAUCCGGUCCGGGAAACUUCACCUUUGAGACCAAGCAGGGCAACGAGAUUUUCCUGAUCGUGGAGAGCUGCAUCCGCGAGCAGAAAGCUCAGGCCGAGGACCGCCACCAGAGCUGCCCGUCAUUGGACCCUGACUGCCCUGCCCUGCAGCAGAUCCGCAUCGCCAUUGCCGAGGGAAACGCCCGCGAACCCGACGGUGACUCUGGCGGCAGCAAGCCUGGCUCGGCCGAUGGGGUUUUCGGCCGAAGGGAGGGUGCCGACGGCAAGCUCCUGAAGGGUCGCACCCUGCCAGAACCCCCCGCCACGGUCGCAGGCACUCCGCCUCGCUCCCCCCUGCACCGAGGGUCCAGGAGUGAUCCUCCAUCUCUGGACGACCAGACCAAUCUCUACUCCGAACCAGCCGACUCGGUGCGCAUUCCACCCAACCCUGUCGAGUGCCUGUACUCGGACCCAGUGGACAGCAUCAAGUGCGCCUCCAGCCCGCGACUCCGACCCCUGGGCGACGAAGGCGGGAGCCGUCAACACCCCUCCAACAAACCCGAGCCCUUCUAUUCGGACAUUUACGACCGGGUGACCCUCGACCUGACCCAGCGGACUGCCGGCAUGUCGCUGGACAGGGUCGGGAGACGGCCGGCCGAGGGCGGCCGGGCCGAACACAUCUACGACGAGCCCGAGGGCCGAGCCGGCACCCAGUCCACCUCGUUGCCGCCAAUCCCCUCGCUCUACGACGAGGCCCGACAGGACGCGCAGGCCUGGAGGACCCGAGGGGUGGACGAAUCGCAGGGCCACGAGGUCCCCUACAACGCCUCGCUAGACGACUACUCAGUUCCGGCCUAUGGCAAGCCGCAGCCCUCGGCCACCGCCCGGCCCAAGGCUCCCAAGCCUGCCCCCAAGCCUGUCAAAGCACCGCGGAAAGGGCCUCCACCACUGCCUCAGGGGAAGGCCAGCGCCAACCUGAACAACAACAACAGCAGCAGCGGCAGUAACGGCAACCAGAAUAGAGGGGGUGCAGGCGUGGUGAGCAAACACGUGGAGCUCUACAGCAAGGUGUCCAAGCACAAGCCUCCUGCCAACACUUGGUACUCUAACGCCAUUCGCUCCCCAGACAUCAUCUACGACAACCUGGGGGAUAUCUGAGCCUUCCCGACAACCCCCGAGAGGGGCUUGGAUCCCCUUCCGAAAUCGUCGGCAGCAAACCUCUGUGCCUUUAAAUUGGCUGUGUCAUUUCUGCAGACUUUGGUGAGGUGGGAGGAGAGAAUUGUGGAACUAGAUUCCAAAACCCUCCGAUAUGGGGCCCCUCAAGCAAUGUCGAUGAGAGUUGCCAGCGAUUUGUUUUUUGUGGCACUUGACUGUUGACGCAGUGCUUUUAACAAGGCCACAGAGACAGCGCCAGCCAGAUCUGAAGUCAAAGUUGGGCACAGAAGGGAUUAAGAAAUGGUCACAUUCGAUCUAAGGGCACAAAUGUGAAUUGUGUCCCUUUUACAGUUGACAUUGCUCGUUAGGUGGAAUGGAUAUUGACGACCAGUUCUAUUUCUGGAGUGGAUGUCAGAGUAUGCUCUUAACUGGAAUAAGACACAGUUUUGCACUUCUUUUCAAUGAACCACUUCCCCAAACGCAAAUGAGUCUGUGAUGUUUUUUAAAUAAGAGAACGAAAAUGUAAAUUAUUUAACAAAUCCUGUUGCCUUGACUGUCUUACAUUUCAUGACUGCUAUUUUGAAAUAGACAGGAAAUCACUACACAGAAACCAAACCUGUGUUUUCCUAUGUACAGAUAAUUUUUAAUGCAAAGAGAUUAACCCAUAACUGUUUGUGUGUGUGUGUGUGUUUGUGCGUGUCCAUCAAAGAAACAGCUGUGCUGUUGUAAAUAUGUUACGGACAUCAGUAAUAAUAAAAAAAA
Messenger RNA from Alosa alosa (allis shad), 2865 nucleotides. It is a transcript of the gene dok1b, whose product is annotated as docking protein 1b. The transcript is spliced from 5 exons. Lineage: Eukaryota; Metazoa; Chordata; Actinopteri; Clupeiformes; Clupeidae. Bases 322 to 2106 code for a protein of 594 amino acids. The record is from RefSeq and is a predicted model, not a curated record. Gene Ontology annotation, biological process: cell surface receptor protein tyrosine kinase signaling pathway; positive regulation of MAPK cascade. Gene Ontology annotation, cellular component: cytoplasm.